AUGAAUAACAAGCAAGCUUUUUCUGAUGAAGAUCAUCACUCCUCUGACAGAUAUACUGAGGAUUUUGAAAGUGAUGAUGGAAAGAGAACCUCAACACCCAAAAAGCGCUCCAGCCCGAUGAAAGUUUCCAACCACCAGUACUAUCAGGAUAAGUUCCGAGGACGAGGAAGACAUUCUGGAACUCUGAAGACUCAUAGCCAAACUAGAAGGCCGAAACGAGGCAGAGGCAACAAUAACAGCCGAUCAAGUGAGCCUGCAGACAUGCGGAAAAGUCAUGACAAUGUUACUUCACGAGUUCUAUCUGCCAGUCGAAAUCGGAUAAAUGAGCUCAGGAAUAAGGUAGAAGAGUUAAACAUCCAGAUCCACAACCUGCAGCAGGAGAACAGGCUGUUCAAGAAGAUGCAGUUCCGGCAGGAGAAGGCCCUACGUGUGUUUGAGGACAAAGAGAGUGAUCUUCCUAGCAUCUUAGACAGACACAGCAAUGAAGUCAGAGCAUUACGAGAACAAAACAGACGACUGAAAGAAAAAUAUGAAAAGUCUGACCGGUAUCUCCGAGAUGCAGAAGAUGAGCUGGAGAAAAUGAAAGUGAAACUAAAGAAGUAUAAAGAUAUGUGUGAGCAGCAGGAGUUGAAGGAGAGAGAGGAACUCAGCCGUAAGCUGGCACAAGCAGAACUAGAUCUGGAGGAGAAAGAUGUCAAACUCAAGGAGCUGCAGAGGUACAUUGACAUGUUGAAGAAGAACCAUCGACAUGAACUUGGAAUUGAGGUGGCCAGACAGAAGGAGAUGAAGAAACAAUUGGAAGAACUGACAGAGAAAAACUCACUUCUAGAGAGUCAGCUUAAGGAGAAAGAAAAAGCACUGGAUUAUUUGAAUAUUUACAGUAACCCCCACCAAGGAAGACCAUCCCGAGACAGCUCACCAGAUGGCAGCACUUUGGGUCUCAAGUUCAAGAAGAAGACAUCGGCUGUGCCAGAGCUGACUCCCAGGGAGAAGGCCAAGUUUUACUCAGAGAAACGACGAUCGGAGCUUCUCAGACAGAAGGAGCUGAAAGAAGACAAGGAGAGAAAGAAGAAGGAACAGUGGGAGAUGGAGGAAAAAGAAAAGGAGAAAAACACAUCAAGUAGUUCUCAGCAAUUUGUUUUUGGUAACAAAGAUCAAAUAUUUGAUGAGAAUGAAGAAAUCAGGUUAGAAGAAGAGAAAAGACAAAGACAAGAUAGAGAAAAUAGAGAAAGACGGGAUGAAGAAUUGAUCAAGAAACAAAGAGAGUUUGAGAAGAGAUCAGAACAAGACAAGCUUGUCAAAAUGAUCAAUGGAACUAGAGACAAGAAGGAGAGAGAGGAGAGAGAGAAAAGAGAGCUACAUGAAAGGGAAAAUACGAGACAAGAAGAAAAAGAGCGGAAAGAACAGAAAGAAAGAGAAGAAAAGGCAAGAUUAGAGGUUGAAAGAAGAGAACAACAAGAGAGAGAGAGGCAGCAGGAGGAAGAAAGGAAAGUGGAAAGAAAAAGGCAAGUGAUGCUGGAAGAAGAAAGAAGGCAGAAGGAGAAAGUGGAGCAUGAGAGAAGGGUACAGAUGGAGAAAGAGAUGUUGGAAAGUGAUCCAGUUUGGCAGGCAGAGAGAAAGAAGAAAGAUGAGUUGUUGAAGAAGUUACAAUCAACAAAUGAUUAUGGAAGUGCAGACGUGGACCCAUUCUCUCCAGUCUCACCGAAGAAGAGCAAAGACCAUCACCUUCACUCUGGUGGGGUCAAGGACACAUCAAACUCUCAAGGUCGAAAAGGUGAUUCAAAAGAGUACUCCUUCACACAGCCAAUCAACAACUUGCACAGAGGCAAACCAGCACAUGAAGACAUCACGGUGCCAUAUUUAGAGCGGCAGAAACAAAGACGCCGAACAUCCAAUGACUCUGGGGGUUAUGAACCCUCAUUUGGCCCUGCUAGAGGCGAAGCCGGCAAGGCUGACAAGAGUAAGCCUGUGCCGAUGUUUGAAGACGAUGAUGAACCCAUGUUUAAGUUACCAGCUAAUACAACCUCCAUUUCAUCAACGAAACACCAGGACAAGAAACCCACAAAUCUUCUUGAGACCUUGUUUGGACCUCAAGCUAACAACCCAGACAAGACAUCCACUAGCAACAAAGAAAAAGAUCAAGUACUUUCCAGAAAUGCCUCCCAUUCUUCCACAAACAAAAUCAAAGCAGCAGACACAACAAACUCUCCCUACCAUCACUCCAGUCCACAGUCAAAUAAACUUAAAUCCGAUAUUGAUAAAAAAUCCACCAUUUUUGGUGGAGGUGCCCUGAUUGAGGACGAAUUUUUAAGCAACAACAAUAAAGUGUUGCCACGACGACAUCGAGAAUCAAACCUGAACACAUUUUCUGCCAAACCAUCCGUUACUGCAAUUGAUACAUGUGAAGAUGAAAUUGAAGAGUUUGUAUUGUGA
Messenger RNA from Candidula unifasciata, 2433 nucleotides. The record is from the annotation of a GenBank genome assembly. Lineage: Eukaryota; Metazoa; Mollusca; Gastropoda; Stylommatophora; Geomitridae.